This is a messenger RNA of Cydia splendana, 1549 nucleotides long. Its product is annotated as 17-beta-hydroxysteroid dehydrogenase 13-like. Bases 85 to 1014 code for a protein of 309 amino acids. The transcript is spliced from 7 exons. Gene Ontology annotation, molecular function: oxidoreductase activity, acting on the CH-OH group of donors, NAD or NADP as acceptor. NCBI's taxonomy places the organism in Eukaryota, Metazoa, Arthropoda, Insecta, Lepidoptera, Tortricidae. The record is from RefSeq and is a predicted model, not a curated record. Gene Ontology annotation, cellular component: lipid droplet.
CUAUUUUAUCAUAAUUAAGUAGGAGAGUGGAGUAAACACUUUAGUGUUAUUCUUUCACUGGACGUACUUUGAGCAGGAUCUAAAAUGGCAGACGAGCCAACAGUAAUCGCAGUCUGGCUACUGACGGUCGAGGUGAUAUCGACUCUGUUAAGGAUUAUUUUCGAGCUGGUUCGAGGCAUUUAUCUUUCAUUUGUACCACCUGCUCCGAAAGAUGUUUCGGGAGAAAUUAUACUGAUAACAGGGGCAGGACAUGGCAUGGGCCGCGAAGUGGCCAUUAGGUUCGCCAAGCUGGGAGCUACCAUCGUAUGUGUAGACAUUAACAAGGAGAGCAACCAGGAAACUGUAGACCUGAUCAAGGAGGCUAAGGGUACUGCUCACAGAUUCGAGGCAGACGUCACAGACCGCGAAGCAGUAUUCAAGCUAGCGCAACGUGUAACAAUCGAAGUCGGUGACGUGACAAUCCUGGUGAACAACGCCGGCAUCAUGCCCUGCAAGCCGCUGCUGCGAUGGUCGGAGCAGGAGGUGCGCUCCACCAUGGAUAUUAACGUCAAUGGGAACAUUUGGAUGAUCCAAGCCUUCCUCCCCACUAUGCUCGAGCGCAACUACGGUCACAUCGUAGCCAUGUCGUCCAUGGCUGGCAUGAUGCCCGUACCCAAUCUGGUGCCCUACUGCGGCUCCAAAUUCGCUGUCAGGGCUAUUAUGGACACAUUAGCACUGGAGCUUCAGAGCCAGCCGAGGGAUGCCAGUGGACUAAAGUUCACCACCAUCUGUCCCUUCGUGGUAAACACGGGUCUCUGCCACCGGCCGAAGUCUCGCUUCCCCGCACUCAUCAAAACUGUAGAGACUGCUGAUGCUGCUGACAAAAUCGUGGAUGCUGUGCGACGAGAGAUUAGAGAAAUAUCCAUACCUGGGGACCUGCAUUACCUUGUCAGGUACUUCAUGUGGUUAGUGCCAUUCCCUGUCGUCAAGAUCAUCAACUCGUUUAUAGACGCUGGCGUCAACCCACACGACUAGAAGAGUAACAAUUAAAAAAAGGAAUGAAUUAACUAUCGCGGUAACCAAAGAUAAUAUAGAAGAAAGUCAAGUAUAAGAGCGAACCGAUCCCACUAACUUGAGUUACCAAGACUAGAAUGCCUAGCGACAUCUAUUCUAACGUAAGGGUACUAGACUAGAUAUCUUAACGAAACAGACAAUAGUCGUCACAAAUUGGCACUUUUUUAAAGUUAGUAAACUUCUAGUCUAGCUAGUUUAGCUUCUAAGUAGGUAUCAGAAUUUAGAGUACCUAAUUAAAUUUAGAGUAUCAUCCGCGUUUAAAGUACAUUGCAUAUCGCUCGCGGCUUUCUAGUGAAAUGAAAUGACAAAUAUCUGUAGGUAUUUACAUACCCGUACAGGUUUAUAUAUAUUUUUAAACUAUGAUAUUGCUAGUUCUAUGUACCACAGAGACUUUAUACAUAAUGCGAGUAGACUUCUUAUGAACAACCAUGUACCUCCUUUGUUUCUAUUUACAUAGUAGAUCUAAGUAAAACCAAUAAAUAUUAUAAAUACGUUA